CCCACCCCCUGCCUGGAUGAUUCUGACCUCAGACCUACAUUCCCUGUGUCCGGGACUGCAACAAAACUUGCAGAAAACAGAGGUCCCCAAAGCAAAGUCUGUGGGAGUACGCAGCAGGGCCAAAGCCCAGCCUUCUGUUGGGUCACACUGUCAUCUUCCAGGGAGAAACAGCCAUGGUGCUCACAGAAGCAGAGGAUGGGGAAACCUCAACCACAAAUUUCCAGAUUUGGGACCCCAAACGAGGCUUCAGAAAUAGGGAGGCUUCAGGCAGCUGGAACCCACAGUCCAGACAUCCCAGGGAAAGCAGGCACCCAGGAUCCUGGAUCAGAGGAGACUCUCACCCAAAGUUCGAACUACUGGGGGAACUCAAGACUGCGUGCGUUAGACCUAUCCCGCGGACCCCAGGGUCCUGGGAAAAUGUAGCUGUGGAAGAACAGAACCUUCCUCCCUCCUGUGACAGCUGACAUUCAUAGGAAGGCGGACGCACGGAAGACGCCAGGUAACAAGAGCCCAGAAGAAGGCUGACGUGGCCGAGCUUUCCUGCCUUAGUCCACAGGCUCCUCAGAAGUCAGGGCCCACAUCUUCCCUGCAUUCCCCUUGGCUGGGGGAAGAGAAAGCCCCCAAUGGCCCCCAAAAAGCCAGAGCCCAAGAAGGAUGAUGCCAAGGCAGCCCCCAAGGCAGCUCCAGCUCCCGCACCUCCCCCUGAGCCUGAGCGCCCUAAGGAGGUCGAGUUUGAUGCUUCCAAGAUCAAGAUCGAGUUCACACCUGAGCAGAUUGAAGAGUUCAAGGAAGCCUUCAUGCUGUUCGACCGCACACCCAAGUGUGAGAUGAAGAUCACCUAUGGGCAGUGUGGGGAUGUCCUGCGGGCGCUGGGCCAGAACCCCACACAGGCGGAAGUGCUCCGUGUCCUGGGGAAGCCAAGACAGGAAGAGCUCAAUACCAAGAUGAUGGACUUUGAAACUUUCCUGCCCAUGCUCCAGCACAUUUCCAAGAACAAGGACACUGGCACCUAUGAGGACUUCGUGGAGGGGCUGCGGGUCUUCGACAAGGAGGGCAAUGGCACUGUCAUGGGUGCUGAGCUUCGCCACGUGCUGGCCACGCUGGGUGAGAGGCUGACAGAAGACGAAGUGGAGAAGUUGAUGGCUGGGCAAGAGGACUCCAAUGGCUGCAUCAACUACGAAGCAUUCGUGAAGCACAUCAUGUCCAGCUAAGCCUUGUGCCCAGGAAGCCCAGGGAAGGCUGUGCAGGGACGUCUCAUCUCCCAUGUGUGAUGCUGACACCAGCGGCCUGGAGUCGUAGGAAGGAGGGGAGCCUUAUCAAGACUCCUGCAAAAACCCUCGGACCUCUCUGCGUGGUUGCCAUCUCUGGCCCCUCUCAGGCUGUGCUUACCUGUGACGGCAGCUCUGUCCCCACCCCAUGGGCCUCAUGAAUAAAUGGCUUCUUGCCGGCCUUCC
Molecule: messenger RNA, 1454 nt
Organism: Nomascus leucogenys (northern white-cheeked gibbon)
Lineage: Eukaryota; Metazoa; Chordata; Mammalia; Primates; Hylobatidae
Gene: MYL3
Product: myosin light chain 3
Exons: 9
Coding region: 624-1211 (195 amino acids)
Cellular component (GO): myosin II complex
Molecular function (GO): calcium ion binding
Source: RefSeq, a predicted model, not a curated record